UGCACUUGUCUCUUCAGUCAAGGAGAAACUAAUUGGAGGAAAGAAUAGAAGAAAGGAGCUGUUGGAAAACUAAACGUAGCAAAACUUCACUUCUCUACAGCAUGCCACAGAAAGAUUACAGAAGUCAAACGAGCUGGGAGAGCGGUGUCGCUUCCAUGAUGCAAAACAGUCACAGUGGAGUAAACCAGCUGGGAGGUGUGUUUGUGAAUGGGAGACCUUUACCUGACUCUACCAGGCAGAAGAUAGUGGAGUUGGCACACAGUGGAGCUCGACCCUGUGACAUAUCCAGAAUAUUACAGGUGUCUAACGGCUGUGUGAGUAAAAUAUUGGGCCGGUAUUACGAGACAGGUUCAAUCCGUCCUCGGGCCAUCGGAGGGAGUAAACCCAGGGUGGCCACUCCAGAGGUGGUGGGAAAGAUCGCUCAGUACAAGAGAGAGUGUCCGUCCAUCUUUGCGUGGGAGAUCAGAGACCGACUGCUGGCAGAAGGAGUCUGCACCAACGACAACAUACCCAGUGUUUCCUCAAUAAAUCGAGUGCUCAGGAACCUGGCCAGUGACAAGCAGCAAAUGGGCACAGUGGGAGCUGAAGGGAUGUUUGACAAACUCAAGAUGCUAAAUGGACAAACCACCUGGGGAGGACGCUCAGGGUGGUACGCCGGGACUACGCUCACUACCACAGAUUGUCCUCAGGCAGAGGGGGGGGACAGCACCAUAUCCGUCAGCUCCAAUGGUGAAGACUCAGAAGAGACUCAGAUGAGACUUCAGCUGAAGCGAAAACUGCAGAGAAACAGAACGUCUUUCACACAGGACCAGAUAGAAGCACUAGAGAAAGAAUUUGAAAGGACUCAUUAUCCAGAUGUGUUUGCCAGAGAACGCCUUGCCAACAAAAUAGACCUUCCAGAGGCAAGAAUACAGGUUUGGUUUUCCAACAGACGAGCAAAGUGGAGAAGAGAGGAGAAGCUGAGGAACCAACGUCGUCAGGUUUCCAACUCCUCCAACCACAUCCCCAUCAGCAGCAGCUUCAACACCAGUGUUUACCAGCCUCUACCACAACCCACUACACCAGUGUCCUUCUCAUCAGGAUCCAUGUUGGGAAGGCCAGAUCCAGUUCUGUCCAACAGCUACAGCAUACCAGCCAUGCCCAGCUUCAGUAUGGCUGCCAGCCUGCCGAUGCAAGCAUCCAGCCAGACCUCUUACUCCUGUAUGCUGCCCACCAGCCCCGCUGUAAAUGGAAGAAGUUAUGACACAUAUACUCCUCCACACAUGCAGCCACACAUCAACAGCCAGUCAAUGACAUCCUCUGCAACGUCGUCAACAGGUCUGAUUUCCCCUGGUGUCUCAGUUCCAGUCCAGGUUCCAGGAAGUGAAGCGGACAUGUCACAGUAUUGGCCCCGCCUGCAGUGAUGUCAUUUCUGACAGUAAUCGUUGCUGCCUACAGUGACCAUCAGCAGUGACUGCAGCAACAGGAAUGAAGGAAACAUCAAAGCAGCUGUAUAGCUGUUGACUGAAACACACUGCACUGCAGCAAAUGACUAUGAAGAAAUGACUCUUAUUAACGCUUGUGUGAAAACAUGAAAAGCUCAUUCUGGAGACGAGAAGGACAGAGGGAGUCUGAAUCUUUUCCAGCUGAAGGAUUUUAAUAUUACUGUAAACUCUUACAAGUUCAGCUACAACUGGAUUGAACAUCAUCAUCACAUCAUCUCCAUCUGCUGCCAUUCAGAGUCCGGUAGGUGAGGACACCCUGAAUGAAACGCUGCAGCCUGAGCUGCUCUCAGGAAGCUCAGGAAGGUGGGCCGUCCUUUAAAUGAACUCCAGACAGGAAGAAACUGCUCAGUGUCCUGUGGGAAGGCACAUUACCUCUACUUUCAGUUCCUAAUUUAUAUCAUGUUGGUGUUUUUGUAGCAAAAACAAAGAUGUUGACUGAAAUGUAAAAGGAAGAACUUCUUGAGACUUGAAAUGAAUUGUCCAAAAGCCCUGGUCUGGGAUGUGUAUAGAAUUUCAAAAUGUGGACUGGUGAUAUGUGUUUGAUAUUGUAAAAACUCUGGCCCGGAUGUGAUCUGCUCACUGGCAUAGACUCUCAGUUUGUUUUAGUUCCAAAGCGCAGACGUCCAGAGAUUCAACAGUGAACCAACUAUUGAAAGACUGGAAACACAACAAAUGCUAUGCUAACUUAUAAAAAGUGAACAUUAAAGUGUGUCUGGGAUGUAAAUCUGUUUCUAAUUUCAAAGUGUAAAGUAUUUGUCUUCUCAAGUGGUCUGGGAGGGUUUCCAUAAUAAAGUUAUUUCAAUUACAUUGCUUGUUACAUUCUACAUCAUUGUAUGAGUUCAUGUUUUUUAUUUGUUGAAGCUGAAUAUAUCCUGUAUAUAAAAAUGUACAGCCCCAUUAGAAAAGCCCUGAUCUGAAGUGAGCUAUAGUUUCCAGCCCUCCAGUAUCUUGAGUAUCUAUGACAACAGCUCAGCUUGUGUAUCAGAGAUGCGUGUUGGUGUGUGGAGAAUACAGAACACACACUCGGGGAGCUGAGCACAUGGCUGUCGUGUUGCUGGCUGACAUGUACACUAACAUGAACUGUGUUUUUGUGGUGGCAGAGCUACUAGCAUAUGCAGUGCUAUGACCGCUCAGAAUUUUCCUGACCUUGACAUUUGCUUCGCCCUUUUGCGUGGUCUUUUGGUGGCUAGCACAGAGUGCAAGGUACACAGGUGAGGGGAGAGAAGCAAACAGGUGGGAGGUUUUUGGUGUUUUGGUUGAAAGUGCAGAGAAGCACGUGUGUGUGUUCACACCAGCUGUGUGUCUGCUGCUGCAGCUCUGUCUCUCUACAUAGA
Molecule: messenger RNA, 2818 nt
Organism: Seriola aureovittata
Lineage: Eukaryota; Metazoa; Chordata; Actinopteri; Carangiformes; Carangidae
Product: paired box protein Pax-6-like
Exons: 11
Coding region: 102-1403 (433 amino acids)
Biological process (GO): regulation of transcription by RNA polymerase II; anatomical structure development
Molecular function (GO): RNA polymerase II cis-regulatory region sequence-specific DNA binding; DNA-binding transcription factor activity, RNA polymerase II-specific
Source: RefSeq, a predicted model, not a curated record